UUAACAAAAGAUGAACUGAUCUACCGGUCUGAACUCUAGAACCAGUAAUCUCCAGAAGCUUCCAUAAACCCUAUAUUUCUUCAAACCCUACCAAAACCCUUUCCGCCAUCACUCCUUUAGAUCUCACCGCACAAACAUGCACCGGCUAUCAAGGCGUUCUGUCAACACUCUCCUCCGCUACGGCGCCCAUCGCCGCCGUGAUGCCGUCUCUGCGGCGGCGGCUUCUGCCGGUUCUCCCAAUUUCAAUGAAUCGGGUGCAGAGAGGGAUGCCAGUGGUAGGUGGUAUUCAGUUUUAACUACUGCGUCAUCCACUGGGCCUGUUUCCACAAAGUCUUUGAAAUUAGGAAACAUGAUUCCUUCUGGGAAGCGGUUUGAGUCGACGGCUUCAGACGUUCAGACACCUGAAGCACCUGUGGAGAAGUAUGAGUAUCAGGCAGAGGUAAGUCGGCUUAUGGACCUUAUUGUUAACAGUCUAUAUAGCAACAAAGAGGUGUUCCUUCGUGAACUUAUCAGCAAUGCAAGUGAUGCGUUGGACAAGUUGCGAUUCCUUAGUGUUACGGAGCCACAUCUUUUGGAGGGUGCCCCUGAACUUGACAUACGUAUUCAAACUGAUCAAGAAAAUGGAAUAAUUACUCUGACGGACUCUGGCAUCGGUAUGACACAUCAAGAAAUUGUUGAUUCUCUAGGAACAAUCGCCCACAGUGGAACCGCAAAGUUUCUAAAAGCUUUGAAGGAUAGCAAAGAUGCUGGUACAGACAGCAAUUUGAUCGGUCAAUUUGGUGUGGGGUUUUAUUCAGCCUUUUUAGUUGCCGAUAAGGUGGUGGUGUCAACAAAGAGUCCUAAAUCCGAUAAGCAAUAUGUUUGGGAAGGAGAGGCCAAUUCUAGCUCUUAUAUUAUCCGAGAAGAAACUGAUCCCGAGAAAUUUAUUCCUAGAGGAACCUCAAUCCAGUUGCAUCUCAAGCGCGAUGAUAAAGGUUUUGCUCAUCCCGAGAGAGUUGAAAGACUCGUAAAGAAUUAUUCUCAGUUUGUCUCGUUCCCAAUUUACACAUGGCAAGAAAAGGGCUAUACAAAAGAGAUUGAGGUUGAUGAGGAUCCAGCUGAGGCCAAGAAGGACGGGACUGAUGACAAUGUUGAGAAAAAGAAGAAAACUAAAAAGGUUGUCGAGAAAUACUGGGAUUGGGAACUCACUAAUGAGACACAACCUAUAUGGCUUCGAAACCCUAAGGAAGUUACAACAGAGGAGUAUAAUGAGUUCUACAAGAAGACAUUCAAUGAGUACUUGGAACCUUUGGCAUCUUCACACUUUACAACAGAGGGUGAGGUCGAGUUCCGGUCAAUUCUCUAUGUUCCUGCUAUUACUCCAAUGGGGAAGGAAGACAUUGUGAAUCCAAAAACUAAGAAUAUUAGACUUUACGUCAAACGUGUCUUCAUUUCAGAUGACUUCGAUGGAGAACUGUUUCCACGAUACUUAAGCUUUGUCAAAGGUGUUGUCGACUCUAACGACCUUCCCUUGAACGUAUCACGUGAAAUUCUUCAAGAAAGCCGCAUCGUGCGGAUAAUGAGGAAACGGUUGGUCCGGAAGGCAUUUGACAUGAUUCUUGGCAUAUCCGUGAGUGAGAACCGAGAGGACUAUGAGAAAUUCUGGGAGAACUUCGGAAAGCAUUUGAAAUUGGGAUGCAUCGAAGACCGUGAAAAUCACAAGCGUCUUGCUCCAUUGCUUCGAUUCUUUUCAUCACAGAGUGAAGAAGAAAUGAUCAGUUUGGAUGAAUAUGUUGAGAACAUGAAACCUGACCAAAAAGAUAUCUACUAUAUCGCUGCUGACAGUGUCACAAGUGCCAAAAACACACCAUUUUUGGAGAAAUUAUAUGAGAAGGAUCUUGAAGUACUGUUCCUCGUUGAUCCUAUCGAUGAAGUUGCUGUCACAAAUCUUAAAUCAUACAAGGAAAAGAACUUUGUUGACAUCAGCAAGGAAGACUUAGACAUUGGUGACAAGAACGAGGAGAAGGAAAAAGAGAUGAAGCAAGAAUUCGGACAUAUUUGUGAUUGGAUGAAGAAACGAUUGGGUGACAAAGUUGCGAGUGUCCAAAUUUCAAACCGCCUUAAAACAUCACCAUGUGUUCUUGUAUCUGGAAAGUUUGGUUGGUCUGCAAACAUGGAGAGGCUGAUGAAAGCACAGACUGUUGGUGACUCAUCUAGCUUGGACUUCAUGAGAAGCAGAAGAGUGUUUGAGAUCAAUCCUGAACAUCCAAUUAUCCAGACACUAAAUGCUGCUUGCAAGAGCAAUGGUGAAGAUGAAGAAGCUCUUAGGGCUAUUGAUCUUCUGUAUGAUACUGCAUUGAUUUCUAGUGGUUUCACUCCUGAGAGUCCAUCUCAGCUUGGUGGAAAGAUUUAUGAAAUGAUGAACAUGGCUUUGUCAAACAAGUGGUCAACUGAACAACCAGCUUUCAACAUGCACAGCUCACAGACACCAGAGGCAGAGAUUGUGGCUGAACCACAACCAACCCUUGAAGCAGAGGUGGUCGAGCCGGUUGAAACCACUUCUCAGAAAUGAUGCCUGCAGAUGGAGUCAAGUUGAAACCAGGGCUCAGAAAUAAUAUGGCUAGAGGGGUUCUAGUUUAUUAAUGUUUUGGUUUUUAGCAGUUUGAAGGGGGAAAAGAACACGAAUGUAGAGUUACAAUACUACUUACCAGAAAGGGAAUUUGAUUUUGAAUGUUGGUUAUUAUUGCAUGAGCUAGAUAUAUCUUAUUCAA
Messenger RNA from Helianthus annuus (common sunflower), 2750 nucleotides. Its product is annotated as heat shock protein 90-6, mitochondrial. NCBI's taxonomy places the organism in Eukaryota, Viridiplantae, Streptophyta, Magnoliopsida, Asterales, Asteraceae. The record is from RefSeq and is a predicted model, not a curated record. The coding region runs from base 137 to 2551 and encodes 804 amino acids. Gene Ontology annotation, molecular function: ATP hydrolysis activity; ATP-dependent protein folding chaperone; ATP binding. The transcript is spliced from 20 exons. Gene Ontology annotation, biological process: protein stabilization; protein folding; cellular response to heat. Gene Ontology annotation, cellular component: perinuclear region of cytoplasm; protein-containing complex; plasma membrane.